CUUUAGAGAGAUCCCAGGUUUGGCCUUGAGUUCCGUGGUAGGGUAUGUCUCGUGCGAGCCAGUGAGGAAAUCUGGGGGCCCUAGUCGGCCAGUGGAGUCUGACGACCCGAUGCUUGGUAGGGCCAGAGGGAGGAAGUCCGGUCCUUCAGGGAAAGAGCGAGCCGGCAGGUAGCUAGCUGCGGGCCAGAAGCCUAGAGUGCAGGGUCCCUAGGGGCCGGUCCGGGUCGGCGCCGCGGUCCUGCGGGCCAUGGUGCAGGCGGAGCUCUGGGCGAUCCCCAGGUGAGGGCAGCGGCUCCGCCCGGGGAGUCCACGAGGGAAGAGCCGGGUAGAUGCGGGGUGGGGAAGAAAGGAUGCUGCCUGCACUGCUCCCUGCCAGCACCCUGAGCGGCCGCAGGUGCCGCGGCAGAAAGCACAGCGCCGGCGGAGGCGGAGGCUCCAGCUGCUGCUGAAGUCGCUCAGCUGCUCUCUCUCCGUAGUAUGCGCGGUGACAAAACCGCCCCAGAGCCGGGCUCCGUGUUGCAGUCGCCUUUGAGCUCUCUUUCGUUGCUGUUCGGAGCUGACUUAGGCGAAAACAUGCCUUGCACGUGCACCUGGAGGAACUGGAGACAGUGGAUUCGACCUUUAGCUGUGGUCAUCUACCUGGUGUCUGUAGUCGUUGCGGUGCCCCUGUGUGUGUGGGAAUUACAGAAACUGGAGGUUGGAAUACAUACCAAGGCUUGGUUUAUUGCUGGAAUCUUCUUGCUGCUGACUAUACCUAUAUCGCUGUGGGUGAUACUGCAACACUUAGUGCAUUACACACAACCUGAACUACAAAAACCAAUAAUAAGGAUUCUUUGGAUGGUACCCAUAUACAGUUUAGAUAGUUGGAUAGCUUUGAAAUAUCCCAGCAUUGCAAUAUAUGUGGAUACCUGCAGAGAAUGCUAUGAAGCCUAUGUCAUUUACAACUUCAUGGGAUUCCUUACCAAUUACCUAACUAACCGAUAUCCAAAUCUGGUAUUAAUCCUUGAAGCCAAAGACCAGCAGAAGCAUUUCCCUCCUUUAUGUUGCUGUCCACCUUGGCCUAUGGGAGAAGUAUUGCUGUUUAGGUGCAAACUAGGAGUGUUGCAGUAUACAGUUGUCAGACCUUUCACUACCAUUGUUGCUUUGAUCUGUGAGCUGCUUGGUAUAUAUGAUGAAGGGAACUUUAGCUUUUCAAAUGCUUGGACUUACCUGGUUAUAAUAAACAAUAUGUCACAGUUGUUUGCCAUGUAUUGUCUCCUCCUAUUUUAUAAAGUUCUAAAGGAAGAACUGAGUCCAAUCCAACCUGUUGGCAAAUUUCUUUGUGUAAAGCUGGUGGUUUUUGUUUCAUUUUGGCAAGCGGUAGUUAUUGCUUUGUUGGUAAAAGUUGGCGUUAUUUCUGAAAAGCACACGUGGGAAUGGCAAACAGUAGAAGCUGUGGCCACUGGACUUCAGGACUUUAUCAUCUGCAUCGAGAUGUUCCUUGCUGCUAUUGCUCACCACUAUACAUUCUCAUACAAACCCUAUGUCCAAGAAGCAGAAGAGGGCUCAUGCUUUGAUUCUUUUCUUGCCAUGUGGGAUGUUUCAGAUAUCAGAGAUGACAUUUCUGAACAAGUAAGGCAUGUUGGACGGACAGUCAGGGGACAUCCUAGAAAAAAAUUUUUCCCUGAGGAUCAAGAUCAAAAUGAACAUACAAGCUUAUUGUCAUCAUCAUCACAAGAUGCAAUUUCUGUCGCCUCUUCUAUGCCACCUUCACCUGUGGGUCACUACCAAGGGUUUGGACACACUGUGACACCCCAGACUACACCUACCACAGCUAAGAUAUGUGAAGAAAUACUUGGUGACACUGCAGAAGGGAACAGAGAGCCUUCAGCUAAAUCUACGGACUCCUGAGCAGUGUGCAGAUGCAAACUGUGCCGUUGCCAUGUUAUUUCACUAGCUGGUAUCCCACGGUUCAGGACUUUGUGCUUGGGACCAGCUGUAAAUGAUGGGAAAUUUCAACACAAAGGUGAAAGCCAGGUACCACUACUGGAUUUAUAUAUGUGAGUUUUAUACAUCACAGAAAAUCAGUCUAAAUUUCCUACACUUGGACUUGACUUCUUAACUUUAGAGUAUCACAUACUCACACUGUAGAAGAUGACUACAACUGAAUGCUCCUGGCCCCACUGCUUUAUGAAGAGGGUGGACAUAACAGAGUAUCAGUGCUUCCUAUGCUGCACGAACAUAAUGCUCUGGACAGAGACCUAAUUCAGAAAUAUGAAUUAAUGGAGAGUAAUCAUAAUCAUGUGCCAUAUAACCUCACCUAGCAAAUUAUUUCUGUAUUUCUCAACUAGAUGUCUUUCAGUAAAUAAGAAUUUAUCAUUUAUCUUCUGGAACUUUUAUGUCUCUCAUUCUUUAAACGUAAAAUCUUAAUGUUUUAACAAAAACUUCAUUACAGGCAUAACAAAAAAAAGUAAAAAAAAAUUUCCACUGCAGCAAAUGUAAACCACAGCUGUGUUAUCCUGAUCGUUCUUUAAGUCAUAGUAAAGAUGUGUAUGUUACCUGAGAGAAAUUUAUUACUUAGGGUCUAAUUGCU
Molecule: messenger RNA, 2572 nt
Organism: Castor canadensis (American beaver)
Lineage: Eukaryota; Metazoa; Chordata; Mammalia; Rodentia; Castoridae
Source: RefSeq, a predicted model, not a curated record